AGCGACUGCUCAGUCGACUUACUACUGCCGAUGCGGACAGACCGUCGAAUGCGGCAGUUCCUAGCGUCACGAACAACUCUUCGCAAACAUUAUCAUCAUUGCAGAAUUAAUGGCGCAGGAAUUUUGUCUAAUAAAUAAAUCUCGCAUUCAAUUGUCUUUACCUUUCUGAGUAACAAGGAAUUUUCUUGAAAUGUAAUCGAAUUUUAUAAAGACUGUAAUUUUGUUCUUAGUUCGAACAUAACCAUGAUAUGUAUCAUACUUUUGACAAGUAACACAAAGUUUAAAACGCAUCAUGGUAUAUAUCAUUAAUAUUUAUUUAUAUAAUUGAUAUUUCUUUCCUAUAAGGGGAACUUAACUGUUUAUUGGACGUUUAAACCUCUGAUUAAUUGUCUGUAGCAGAGUUCGCAGUUGCAGUGCAGUCUUUAGCUUUUGUAGAAGUUAACUUUGUCGUAUUACUGUACAUAUGGAUCGACCUAUGUCAGUAAGAUUCAAGGCUGUCAAUGCACACAUCUUGCACGUGUUUGUGUUCAAUUGAUAUGUGAAGUCGGUGACAAGGAUCAGCGGUGUCCGUCCGCGAGAAACAUGGAUAUCACAGAGCAGUGCCGUUCGAACAGAAGCUGCUGCGACUGCUGGCCGAAUAUGACGUCAGCGGCGGAGUACAAUGAGAGUCACGAUGUCCAGCCGCCUCUGCCCUACGUCAUUUACGAAUUCAGAUACUCCCUCUCCGUGACCAUAUUCUUCUGUGUGGCCUAUACUCUGGUCUUUGCUAUCGGAGUCGUCGGCAACUGCUUCGUGGUAGGAGUGGUAUACUGCAGUCCCAGGAUGAGGUCACCGACGAAUCUCUUCAUUGCGAAUCUCGCCUGUGCUGACCUCCUCGUUAACGUACUUUGUCUACCCUUCACUCUGGUGGGAAAUAUUAUGUCAGCCUGGAUCAUGGGAUGGGUGAUCUGCAAGACGGUACCAUAUCUUCAAGGGGUGUCGGUCAGUGCCUCGAUCAACACCCUCGUUGCUAUCUCCGUGGAGCGAUGUCUCGCCAUUUGUUAUCCACUCAAGUGGCAGAUGACGUCACGAGCAUGUCGGCUGGUGCUCUUAAUUAUCUGGGCAUUUUCACUCAUCAUUACUUUACCCUGGGCCAUCUUCUUCCGACUGCAUCCUCUUGAAGACGGAAGCGAUAUCCAGAUCUGCACAGAGUUGUGGCCAACUCCAGAGAGUGGGAACAUCUAUUUCGUAGUGGCACACCUCGUGAUGUGUUACCUGUUCCCACUGACCCUCAUCUCGGUGUGCUACCUCCUCAUCUGGCGGCGGGUGUGCAGGAGGACUCUGCCCGGAGAGCCACAUUCUCGCGGGGGCGUCGUCGACCUGAUGAUUCAUCGCUCCAAAGUCAAAGUCAUCAAAAUGCUGCUUGUGGUUGUCGUGUCUUUCGCCUUGUCCUGGUUACCCUUGUACGUCCUUUUUACAAUGGUAAAAUUUGGAGGGCAUCCUUCUUCUGAAACCGAAGAAGCUAUUAUUCAUGCGUUGUUGCCAAUAGCACAAUGGCUUGGUGCUUCAAAUUCAUGCGUUAAUCCAAUUUUGUAUGCAUUUUUUAACAGAAAAUUUCGUACUGGUUUUAAAGCAAUUAUAACAAGCCGUUCCUGCUGCAAACACCUCAGGUACAAUAACGAACUUAGUGCUAGUGUGAAAAGUAAUUUUAGCUGCAGAAUGAAUGCAAAGAACGGUAGUGUUUUGAUGACCAGAAUGCCCAUUACACAGUCCAAAAUUGGGAAGGGUAAAGGACACACAAGUGCCACUACUGUGUAUCGUCAUAACUCCGCGUCGGCUGCUACAACAAUGAGAACUGAUAAGAACAGUGGGAGUUUCAACAACAAUUACACUAAAUCCUGCAGAACUUCAUCCUCAGUAGUUAAUAAUAGUCAUCAUGUUAUUAUGUCUUCAUCUUUAUCUGCCCUGUCUCACAUGAACGCAACAUCUGUUUAAUUGGCGUGCCGAUUUGUGAAAUGAAAAUGAAAUUCUUGUGAAGAACAUAUUUAUAUGGUCAUAAAAGAGUAUUUCUAUCUUAAAUUUAAACAUUUAUUGAAUGCGAGAAGGAAGAGCAACAAAACAAAUCGUGACAUAUAAAUAAGAGUGUAAUUUUGUAAUUUUAGUUAUAUUGUUAGUUGGAACAGUUGCAAAAUAUUACCGUAUCUGAUAGAUUUGCUAUGUUGGUGUGUACAAAUGUAUAUUUCUUAAAUAAUUGUCAAUGGACAACGUCCAACGU
Molecule: messenger RNA, 2254 nt
Organism: Cryptotermes secundus
Lineage: Eukaryota; Metazoa; Arthropoda; Insecta; Blattodea; Kalotermitidae
Product: neuropeptide SIFamide receptor
Exons: 4
Coding region: 583-1974 (463 amino acids)
Biological process (GO): G protein-coupled receptor signaling pathway
Cellular component (GO): membrane
Molecular function (GO): peptide binding; neuropeptide Y receptor activity
Source: RefSeq, a predicted model, not a curated record